Daktulosphaira vitifoliae (grape phylloxera) is the source of this 1298-nucleotide messenger RNA. Its product is annotated as X-ray repair cross-complementing protein 5-like. Gene Ontology annotation, molecular function: telomeric repeat DNA binding; double-stranded DNA binding. Gene Ontology annotation, cellular component: Ku70:Ku80 complex. NCBI's taxonomy places the organism in Eukaryota, Metazoa, Arthropoda, Insecta, Hemiptera, Phylloxeridae. The annotation marks the transcript as partial. The record is from RefSeq and is a predicted model, not a curated record. Gene Ontology annotation, biological process: cellular response to gamma radiation; cellular response to X-ray; telomere maintenance. The transcript is spliced from 8 exons.
UUAUUUUCAGAUAUUAAUAAAGAAACCUAUAGUUAUAAAUCAGGUUCUAAAAGUUUACAAGUUUUGGGUUUUACUGAUUUACAUAAAAUACAUCGUUCAUGUUGGAUGAAUGGGGGAUCUUACAUUUUUAAACCAGCUGAUGAAGAGAGUACUCUUGCAUUUGAAGCAUUAUUCAAUGUGAUGUCUCAGAAAAAAAUUGUUAUGAUUGUAAGGAAAGUUUAUAUGUUAAAUAGUUUACCUAGCGUUGGAAUCAUGUAUCCAGUAAAUAACAAUGACCAAAAUGUUUUUAUGUUUGCAAGUUUACCUUAUGCUCAAGAUUUACGAAAACAACUGUUGCCUUCAUUUGAAAAUUAUAAACCUAAUGAAAAACAAAAGGAUGUUAUUUUUAAUUUAAUAAAAUCAAUGGAUUUAGAAAAAAAUGAAGGUAAUGAAUAUUUUGUUCCUGAAUAUACACAUAGUCCUCAACACCAGCUUUUGAAUUAUUUAAUAGCAAAGAAGGCUCUUAAUCCACAUGAAACUUUGGCAAGUGAAAUUCCUGAAAAUAUCAAACAACAAUUGUUUCCUCCUUCAGAAAUUACCGAACAUUCUUAUCAAUUCUUAAAUGAGAUCAAAAAUUGCUUUAAACUUGUUUCAAAUGUUGAACAAAUAAAUGAAAUUAAAGACUACUUAAAUGUAGUUGGUGCUAAAAACAAUAAAACUUAUGAUAAUAUAAGUAAACCAUGUGUAAUAACUGAGUUAAGUCCAGUUGAUGAUUUCAACAAACUUUUGGAAGAAGGCUUUGAUUCUGGAAUAGUAUGCGAAAAAAUGAAAAAAUUAACUAUAAAUCUCAUAGAAACUAGUAAUAACUUGGAAGAAUUAGAGAAACCUAUAUCCACUUUAAAAACUCUAAGACAAUUUUAUGUUUACAAUAAGGAUGUCAAUUCUUACAACAAUUGGAUGUACCAUGUAAAAGAUUCAAUUCUUUUGACGGGUAAACAAGAAAUGUGGCCACAAUUUAUUGAAAGAGGUAUUGGAUUAAUUACAAACAUUGAAGUAGAGAAUUGUACUGUAUCACAAGAAAUGGCAAAUGAUUUCACUAAAGUUAUUAUAUUUGAAGAUUUAGAAGAAAUUGUUUUUGAUGAUGAUAAUGAUGAUAUGAUGUAUGAAUUUCUUUAACUUAUUUUGUGAAGAAUUUUGUGAUAUAUUAAGCUAACUUAUUAAUUUUUAUUUUUGUAAAUUAGAAUUUAUAAUAAAUGUUAAAUAUUAUUUUUUUAAAUAAAGUUAAUUUACCAAGAUUUAAUUAAAAUUUGUUUAUUACG